AAAGGUAUUCGUCACAUGUUGUGCGUCAUAUCAUGGAGGUACAUGUGCUGUCUCAAGUAUUUAUUUGAUCAAAAUAGGGCAUAUUUUCAUUCUCUGUGCUACCUUUAACAUCCUUGCAGACAUUUCAUACUUAAUUUAUUGAAACUUAUUCGAAACAAAGAAUUUGUUGAAAUGAAAGGAAAAUGGAAGCAGAAAAGCAAAAAGAAGAAAAGCAACGCGGUUUUACAGAAGUACAUGGUGGCUGUAGGUGAGUUCGUUAAAAGCAAAAGUGGUGAGGAAGAAACAGAGGGUGACCGCCAUGGGCUGAGAUUUGUAAAAAGGAAAAGCAGAAAGGAAUUACGCAAAGAAAAGCGAAAACUGAAAAAAGCUAAGAUGAAAAGUCAUUACGAAGGCAAAAAGGAUGUCUGUUUGGCUCCUAGUGAUGGUGAAACCUCAGGAACAAAUGCUGAACGUCAGCCACGGGUCCACAGCAAGAAAUCUGAUAAACCAGACAUGGAAGAGACUAAAAAAGAGUCAAGCAAACCUGCUCAUGAAUCCACUGACCAUUCUGCAACUAAAUCCAAGUCCAAGAAAGAUAAGAAAGUCAACAAGCUCCAAGAAUCAAGAAAAAUGGCGCUACUGGAGGCAAAUGAACAGGAAGACAGAGAGAUAAAGAAGUUGGAGCGAUGUCUGGGGUUUAACAAAAGGAAAAACAAAAAAACCCUCCCACAGUCUUUUGUAGACGAUGGACUUGACUUCGUCCUGGGUGUCCUGGACUCCGGCUCAUCAGCAGCAGGGAUGUAUGAUGAAGAUAACGAGGAUUAUGAGAUGGACAUGGCCAAAGAGAAUUUUAAGAAGCUUGAUGAAACUGACUCUGAGGGGUCAAAUGAAGGUGAAGGUCGAGGCAGUGGCGAUGAGGAGGAUACUAGGGGGGGUGAUGAUGAGGAGGAGGAAAUGGAUGAUGGCAACCAUGAACUGAAUGAGCGAGACGAUGCAGAUUCAGAUGAGGAGAUUGAGGAGGAAACGGAGGCAGAAGCUGGCAUUCCUGACUCAAAACUAGAAGCAGUUGCCUCUACAGCUGGGAAGUAUGUGCCACCUCACCUGCGUAACAUGAGAGAUGAUAAACGGAAAGCUGAGCUGGAUAAACUGAGACGGAAUGUGAAAGGCCUACUGAACAGAUUAAGUGAGCCCAACGUGGCCUUCAUCUGUGGCCAGCUGGAGGAGCUGUACAUGAGCUGCAGCAGGAAGGACAUGAACGACGCUCUGACCGACGUGCUGCUCGCAGCCUGUGUGGCCCCGACGCUGAUGCCAGAUCGGCUGCUGAUGGAACAUGUGCUGCUUGUUAGUGUCCUGCAUCAUGCUGUGGGGCUGGAGGUCGGCGCUCAUUUCCUCGAGACCGUGGUGCGCAGGUUCAACGAGGCGUACAAAACCUCUGGUGAGGGAAAAGAGUGUGACAACCUCAUCGCCAUCAUCGCUCACCUCUACAACUUCCAGGUGGUUCAUUCCGUCCUCAUCUUUGACGUCCUGAAAAAGCUGGUGGGAACGUUUACGGAGAAGGACGUGGAGCUGAUUCUCUUCGUGCUUCGGAAUGUAGGCUUCGCCCUGAGGAAGGAUGACGCUCUGGCACUCAAAGAGCUCAUCUCUGAGGCUCAGCGUAAGGCCAGCGACAUGGGGUCAAAGGUCAAGGAUCAGACCAGGGUGCGUUUCAUGCUGGAGACCAUGUUGGCUUUAAAGAACAACGACAUGAGGAAGAUCCCCGGAUAUGACCCUGAGCCUGUGGAGAGACUGAAGAGGCUGCUGCGGACUCUGAUCCACAGUAGCUCAGCAGGCAGUGACCUGAAGCUGAGGGUCUCUUUGGAAAACCUCCUGAAAGCAGAGCAGGUGGGUCGCUGGUGGAUCGUGGGCUCGUCGUGGAGCGGAGCGUCCAUGAUCGGCAAGCCGGGAGACCCAACAUCAAAGCAGAGUCCUGCUGAAGGACAGUUUAGUCACAAAGUGUUGGAGCUGGCUCGAAAACAGAGGAUGAACACUGAAGUCAGGAGGAACAUCUUUUGUGUGCUGAUGACCAGUGAGGAUUACAUCGAUGCUUUUGAGAAACUCUUGAGGAUGGGUCUGAAGGACAAGCAAGAAAGAGAGAUAGUUCAUGUUCUGAUGGACUGCUGCCUGCAGGAGAAAAACUUCAACGCCUUUUAUGCCGUACUGGGAGAGAAAUUCUGCUCUCACGAUCGCCGCUUCCAGAUGACGUUCCAGUUCAGCCUGUGGGAUAAGUUCAGGGAGUUGUCCAACCUUCCCACCAGCUCCUUCAACAACCUGGUCCAGCUGCUGACCCGAUUCCUCCAGAGAAAGUGCCUCUCGCUCUCCGUUCUCAAGGCCAUCGAGUUUGGAGAGUUAGACAAAGCUACGGUGCGUUUCCUGCGUCAGGUUCUGACCAAACUGCUGAAAGAAUCCGAGUCAGAAGAUCUGGUCAACAUUUUUGGGAGGGUUUCAGGAAUUCCUAAGCUACGAAUGCUGCGAGAGGGUUUGAAGCUCUUCAUCAGCCACUUCCUCCUGAAGAACACCUCGUCGCUGGGACCGGCUGAGCAGGCGGCGGUGCUGCCGGAGCACGCUCAGGUCGCUGUUAAGGCCAUGGAGGCUAGAGAGGCUACGCUAAAGCUAUGAAACUUAAACACACACACACACACGUGCGCUGGGGGGGGAGACGACGACAAGACAAACAUGUUUUCAGUGACAUCUUUGUAGUGUAAAAUAUUUGAAUGCAGGUCUUUUAGUUUCUGAUUUAUUAUUCUGCUUAAUUCAACAAAUAUAAAAAAUGGCUGCAAUUUUUAUAUAUUUUAUCCAUAAAAUCCUGUUUUUUUAUUUGUUAAUAAAAAAAGACAAUGGGUA
Messenger RNA from Nothobranchius furzeri (turquoise killifish), 2859 nucleotides. It is a transcript of the gene nom1, whose product is annotated as nucleolar protein with MIF4G domain 1. NCBI's taxonomy places the organism in Eukaryota, Metazoa, Chordata, Actinopteri, Cyprinodontiformes, Nothobranchiidae. Gene Ontology annotation, cellular component: nucleolus. The record is from RefSeq and is a predicted model, not a curated record. Gene Ontology annotation, molecular function: protein binding; RNA binding. Gene Ontology annotation, biological process: ribosomal small subunit biogenesis.